This is a messenger RNA of Malania oleifera, 1919 nucleotides long. Its product is annotated as PAN domain-containing protein At5g03700. Gene Ontology annotation, biological process: recognition of pollen. The coding region runs from base 230 to 1726 and encodes 498 amino acids. The transcript has a single exon. The record is from RefSeq and is a predicted model, not a curated record. Lineage: Eukaryota; Viridiplantae; Streptophyta; Magnoliopsida; Santalales; Ximeniaceae.
GCGAUACAAUUGUUCUUCUUUAAAAACAAAUACCCAGGGCAUAAGGAUCAUGUUCUUUUAAAAUUAAUUUAUGCCAUAUGCACGUCGAAAUGAAAAGGUUUUAAAUUCUUCUCUACAAUUCUCAUUCUACCUGAAACACAGUUUUACUUGGUGAAAGCAUCAUAGACCGAGGCAAUCGGCAUUUUCUCUACUAAAUUUUGCAUCCUACUUUACCAUCUUGCAGGGCGCAAUGAAAAGGCCCAUAAACUCGGUGACUCGUCCGCGCCUGACUCGGCUUCUCAUUUUCAUCGCCGUCGUUAGUCUCUGGACGCCCAAGUGGCCUCAAAUCGAAGCCAACGCUGAACAGUUUCUCAAUGGAUUCAAAGCCAGCCCUGAUCCAUCCAUCCCAUCGUUCCAACCUCUACUCAACGAUUCCACCGGCCAAUUCUCACUGGGUUUCCUCCGAGUCAACCGCACUCAGCUAGCCCUCGCAGUCGUCCACGUCUCUUCCACAGAACCCCUUUGGCAAGCCAACAUGACUCGCUUGCCUCGCUGGUCCGAACCAACCCAGCUCACUUUUAACGGCAGCCUCGUUAUUUCCGAUCCCCACUCGGAGGUGUUUUGGUCGACCAGAUCGACGGGCGACCGAGUCCGGCUCCUCAACACUUCCAAUCUGCAGGUUCAGAAACUCGACGGAUCCCUUUCCGUCGUCUGGCAAAGUUUCGACUUCCCCACAGAUACCCUUGUGGACAACCAAAAUUUCACGGCCGAUAUGUCCCUGGUUUCUUCAAAUGGAGUAUACUUUAUGAGACUCGGAGACAAUUUUCUGGGUUUAUACGCAAAUUUUAAACACGAACAGAACUCGGAUCAGAUUUAUUGGAGGCACAGAGCAUUAGAAGCCAAAGCAGACAUAAUCGCAGGCAAGGGUCGGAUCUACGCCCGAAUCAGCUCCGACGGGUAUUUGGGUAUGUACCAAACCGAAGACACCCCCGUUGACGUGGAAGCUUUCGACACUUUCCAGCGAACCGUCCCCGGAAUUCUCCGCCUCCGGUUGGAACCGGAUGGUAACCUCAAAGGAUAUUACUUGGACGGUUCAAUCUGGGUCCUGGCCUACCAGGCUAUUCAGGACGAGUGCGACCUUCCCAGUCGGUGCGGCCCUUACAGUCUCUGCCAGCCCGGCGGCGGCUGUUCCUGUCUGGAUAACCGUACGGACCAUACAGUCGGAGAGUGCUCGCCGGCGGGUGCCGGCGACCUAUGUGGUGACGCAGAAGGGGAAAAUGAGCAAAACGAGACCUGGGUUUUCACAAGGAGAGGCGUUGAUUUGGCGUACAAGGAGCUGAUGAGGUUUGAGAAAAUGGGAUCUGUGGAGGAAUGCGAGAGCGCUUGCGAGAGGAAUUGUAGCUGUUGGGGUGUCGUAUUCAACAACGCAUCUGGGUUUUGUUAUGCUGUGGAUUAUCCAAUACAGACGCUGAUUGGUGUGGGCGAUGAGGGCAAGGUGGGUUAUUUUAAGGUGUGGAAAGGAGCGAGGAAGAAGGUGAAAGGCGUGGUGGGUUUGAGGGUUGGGUUGGGGUUGUUGGGUGGUGCAGCGGUAUCAUUUUUAGCGGUGAUAGGCGUUGGGAGCUACAGGAUGCGGCGGAGGAAGAGAGAGAUCGGCGGCCAUGCGGCGGAGGAUGGUGGAGAAAAUACUGGUCGGUACAAGACUUUGGGUUCGGCCAGUUUUCGGUCCUUGGAGCUCUCUAAUAGAUGACGCAAGGGGUGAGGUGUUUUUGUUAACUGAUCUGACAUUGUUUAGACUUUAGAAUGGAGAAGAAUGCUUCACCUCUGCCAUUUUAUUGUCUUAAAUAUUGAUCAAACUCCUUGUUAUUAAAAUGAUUCUAUGGUGGCUCGUGGGUCAUUUAUAUUCAAUAAUGCAUUUACAUUUAUCUAACAUAAUUAAAUUA